Messenger RNA from Juglans regia (Persian walnut), 722 nucleotides. RefSeq names its product agamous-like MADS-box protein AGL62. The transcript has a single exon. The record is from RefSeq and is a predicted model, not a curated record. Gene Ontology annotation, molecular function: protein dimerization activity; RNA polymerase II cis-regulatory region sequence-specific DNA binding; DNA-binding transcription factor activity, RNA polymerase II-specific. NCBI's taxonomy places the organism in Eukaryota, Viridiplantae, Streptophyta, Magnoliopsida, Fagales, Juglandaceae. Bases 33 to 722 code for a protein of 229 amino acids. Gene Ontology annotation, biological process: positive regulation of transcription by RNA polymerase II.
ACUCACUUUCUCUCGUGUUUUCUGCAGGAGUUAUGGCAGUGGAGGGCAAAAGGACUAGGGGAAGACAGAAGAUCGAGAUGAAGAGAAUAGAGAAUGAAGAUGACCGCCUAAUCACUUUCUCAAAACGCAGAUCUGGUGUCUACAAAAAAGCAAGCGAGCUGGCCACCCUGUGCGGUGCUGAGGUGGCAGUGGUUGUCUUCUCACCAGCCGGAAAACCCUUUUCAUUUGGUCACCCUUCUGUCGAGUCAGUGACCAGCCGUUUCCUGAAUCAAAACCCUGAUCCGCAUGGUGACAGAACCCACCCGCUCGUUGAGGCUCACCGGCGAGUGAGAAUAAACGAGCUCAGCCAGCAGUACACCGAGCUCGUUAGCCAACUGGAAGUUGAGAGGGAGAGAGGAAAGGAGCUCCAAAAGUUGACAAAGGCAAGACCGGGAGACGACAAGGGCUGGUGGGAGGCUCCUAUUGAGGAGCUUAGCUGUGAAGAUGUACAGAAAAUGGACGCGUCGCUAAGGGAGCUUUACAAUACUGUUUGCAACUGUAUGAAGGAGAAGCAUGCUGCGAUUGCUGGGACAUUUCCUUCUUCCUCAACAUUUCUUUCUGGAUAUUCUGCCCAAGGAACGACGUCGUCCAACCCCUUAUUUGCUGCUAACAAUGCCAGUGGAGCUGAUCCUUCUGGUUCUGGCUUUCAUCCUGCCUACGGCUAUGGAGUGGGGCACUUUUGA